Messenger RNA from Anopheles cruzii, 1509 nucleotides. RefSeq names its product glutathione S-transferase (gene GstS1). The coding region runs from base 90 to 1175 and encodes 361 amino acids. The record is from RefSeq and is a predicted model, not a curated record. Lineage: Eukaryota; Metazoa; Arthropoda; Insecta; Diptera; Culicidae. Gene Ontology annotation, molecular function: glutathione transferase activity. Gene Ontology annotation, biological process: glutathione metabolic process. The transcript is spliced from 7 exons.
AAAUAACUGAACCGCGCACGAGCUUGCUUUAGUCUGACCGUUUUCUUAGCAGGAGUUUGAUCAACAGUGUUUCACCAGCUCUUUCCACGAUGCCGGAUUACAAGGUAUACUACUUCAAUGUGAAGGCUUUGGGUGAACCGCUGCGGUUCUUGCUGUCGUACGGCAAUCUUCCAUUCGACGACGUGAGGAUCACCCGCGAAGAAUGGCCAGCACUCAAACCGACCAUGCCGAUGGGUCAGAUGCCGGUGCUCGAGGUUGACGGCAAAAAAGUCCACCAGUCGGUCGCAAUGUCCCGCUACCUGGCCAAACAAGUCGGUUUGGCUGGGGCCGACGAUUGGGAGAACUUGAUGAUCGACACCGUGGUCGAUACUGUGAACGAUUUCCGUCUAAAAAUUGCCGUUGUGUCGUACGAACCGGAUGAUGAUAUCAAGGAUAAGAAGUUGGUAACGUUGAACAACGAGGUCAUUCCAUUCUAUCUGGAGAAGCUCGAUGAUAUUGCUCGCGAAAACGAUGGACACCUGGCCAAUUCUAAAUUGAGCUGGGCCGACAUUUACUUCACCGCAAUUCUGGACUAUCUGGGCUACAUGACUAAGUCCGAUCUGAUCGCAAAUCAUCCGAAUCUGCAGAGAGUUGUCGACAACGUAACUUCGAUCGAAUCCAUUCGCAACUGGAUCGACAAACGACCAAAGACUGAAACCAUGCCCAUGGGCCAGAUGCCAGUGCUGGAGGUCGACGGCAAACGCGUUCACCAAUCGCUGGCCAUGUGUCGUUUUGUGGCCAAGCAGACCAAUCUGGCCGGAGACAAUCCGCUAGAAGCGCUGCAAAUCGAUGCCAUCGUGGACACGAUCAAUGAUUUCCGCCUAAAAAUCGCCAUUGUUGCCUACGAACCGGACGACAUGGUGAAGGAGAAGAAAAUGAUCACUCUCAACAAUGAAGUGAUUCCGUUCUAUCUGACCAAGCUGAACGUGAUCGCCAAGGAGAACAAUGGACAUUUGGUGCUCGGCAAACCGACUUGGGCAGAUGUUUACUUUGCAGGCAUUUUGGACUAUCUCAAUUACCUUACCAAGACCAAUUUGCUUGAAAAUUUUCCGAACCUGCAGGAAGUGGUCAACAAGGUGCUGGACAACGAAAACGUUAAGGCAUACAUUGCCAAAAGACCCGUCACUGAAGUCUAAGCCGGUUUUAGUGAUCUUGCCAUACAUCAUUGCCUUCGCACAACUCACAAAAAAUGCUUCAUGGUGGAUCGAUUUUUCACUCAAAUUGGCGCUGAUAACGACAAAUCUGCAUAUUGGAUACAUCCGCUAAAUGUUACAAGGUCAGCGAUUGACUUUGGCGCGCGGUUCGCUCAUACCGCAACGAGUCUUAAUUCCUAGUCCGAACUCACGUGUUGACAACGAUUAUCUUUUAUCUUUGUUGUCCUCCCCAUGCAACAUUUACAUCGUAACAAUCAUUAUUCGGUCAUAAUAACUUAAACUUUAGCUUAAUUAGGCUUAAGGAUGAGAAUAAAUG